This is a messenger RNA of Adineta ricciae, 384 nucleotides long. Lineage: Eukaryota; Metazoa; Rotifera; Eurotatoria; Adinetida; Adinetidae. The record is from the annotation of a GenBank genome assembly.
AUGGCACAAUUACAAAUAACCAUCGUUGAAGCAAAGAAUCUAACAAAAAAAGACACGUUUUCUGAGAAUGAUCCAUUUGUGGAGGUAUAUUUGGAUAAUAAACAAUUGAAAAAACGAACGAAAACAAAACAAAAUUCAAACUUUCCGCAAUGGAAUGAAACGUUUGUUUUUAACCAUCUCACUGGACAAGAUACUCUUCAUGUUCAUAUCUAUGAUGAAGAUCAAAUCAAAGAUGAAAAAAUCGGAUCUGUAACAAUCGAUUUGCAUCAAUUGUAUGAAUUAGGUCAUAUCAAUCGGUGGUUUGAAGUGAACGGAAAAGUUGGAUCAAAUUCGUCCGAAGGACAAAUUCAUCUCAUACUUGACUUUGAACGAUUGAAAAUUUGA